Molecule: messenger RNA, 1191 nt
Organism: Trichomonas vaginalis G3
Lineage: Eukaryota; Parabasalia; Trichomonadida; Trichomonadidae
Product: STKc AMPK-like domain-containing protein
Exons: 1
Coding region: 1-1191 (396 amino acids)
Biological process (GO): intracellular signal transduction; protein phosphorylation
Cellular component (GO): cytoplasm
Molecular function (GO): ATP binding; protein serine/threonine kinase activity
Source: RefSeq, a predicted model, not a curated record
AUGGAUUCAUGCUUGGAAGACCCAAUUUUAGAGAAUUAUAUCAUUAAAGCACCGAUCGGUACUGGCGCUUUCUCAAAGGUAUUCCUAGCAAUCCAUAAGCCUACAGGAUUUAAAGUUUCAAUAAAAGUUAUACCCAAAUACUCUAAUACUGAUGAUAUUAAACAACAAAUUAUGAUUAAGAGAGAAAUUGAUAUUAUGCGCUUGCUUAAUCAUCCGUAUAUUUGCGAUCUUUAUGAAACAGUCGAAUCUCAACAUUACAUGUACUUAGUUAUGGAGUACAUUAUAAACGGCACUUUGCUUAACUAUAUCAAUGACCGCGGAGCUUUAAAGGAGGAUGAAGCGGCAAACAUUUUUGCCCAAAUUGCAAUAGCCAUAAAAUACAUGCAAAGUGACUGCAACGUGGCACACAGAGAUAUUAAAACUGAAAACAUACUACUUGACAUAAAUAACAAUAUAAGAAUUAUCGAUUUUGGCCUCAGUAAUACUCCAACAGGAGACGAUAAGCUUCUUCAGACGCAAUGUGGUUCUCCAGCAUAUGCCUCGCCAGAGAUGAUUAUGGGGCAACAAUAUACCUUUUCGUCAGACGUUUGGAGCUGCGGAAUAUUGUUGUACGCAAUGGUUCUUGGAACAUUACCAUACUUUGAUGAAAACAUUUCAAAACUUGCACAGAAGAUAUUGUUUAAGGAUAUAGAGCUUCCGAUCACUUUAACCCCCAAUUGCCGAGAUUUGAUUACCCGCAUGCUUACAAAGAAUCCAAGGGAAAGAAUAACAAUCGAUCAGAUGCUUGCACAUCCAUUUAUUGCUGAGCAAGUCCAGUUUCAUUAUAAGAGUAUUUCAACUUUCGAGAUGAACGAAGAACUUGCAGCUUAUAAGCUUAGCAUGAUGGAAAUGGAAUUUGACAAUGUUAAAAAAAACCUUAGCAUGGGAGUUAUGAACCAAGGAACCGUAUCUUAUAUGAUAAUAAGAAGAGAGUACAUGAUCUCAGUAUUUAGCCAAUACAAAGCCACCAAAAACAAUGUAUAUGCUAGAAACGCUUCUCUGCAAGGUAUUGCAGUUAUAUCUGCUUUGCCACGCUUACAUGAAGUAACAAAUGGCUCUUCUUUCAAGAAGAGGGCAAAUUCCAUCAACGAAAGAACAGCCAAACUUAUAUCUAGAAGAAAACAGAAUCGUCGUUCUCUUCUUAUUGUUUAA